Messenger RNA from Apodemus sylvaticus (European woodmouse), 723 nucleotides. It is a transcript of the gene Exosc1, whose product is annotated as exosome component 1. The transcript has 8 exons. Lineage: Eukaryota; Metazoa; Chordata; Mammalia; Rodentia; Muridae. Bases 76 to 663 code for a protein of 195 amino acids. Gene Ontology annotation, cellular component: nuclear exosome (RNase complex); cytoplasm. Gene Ontology annotation, biological process: RNA processing. The record is from RefSeq and is a predicted model, not a curated record. Gene Ontology annotation, molecular function: RNA binding.
ACUGCGAGGUCGCUCCUUUAUCUGACCAAUGAGAAGUCGUCUUGCUUCUCAUCCGGGUUGUGGAUAGUGGCAAGCAUGGCGCCACCAGUGAGGUACUGCAUCCCCGGCGAACGUCUGUGUAACUUGGAGGAAGGCAGCCCCGGCAGCGGCACCUACACCCGGCACGGCUACAUCUUUUCGUCGCUGGCUGGCUGCCUGACGAAGACCAGCGAGAAUGGCGCGCUUCCCGUGGUGUCAGUAAUGAGAGAAACAGAGUCCCAGUUACUUCCAGAUGUGGGAGCUGUUGUCACCUGUAAGGUCUCUAGCAUCAACUCACGUUUUGCCAAAGUACACAUCCUGUAUGUGGGAUCCACACCGCUUAAGAAUGCUUUCCGAGGAACCAUCCGCAAGGAAGAUAUCCGGGCAACUGAAAAAGACAAGGUAGAAAUUUACAAGAGCUUCCGGCCAGGUGACAUAGUUUUGGCCAAAGUUAUCUCCCUAGGUGACGCACAGUCCAAUUACCUGCUGACUACUGCUGAGAAUGAGUUAGGAGUUGUGGUGGCCCACAGUGAGUCGGGUGUCCAAAUGGUUCCCAUCAGCUGGUGUGAGAUGCAGUGCCCCAAGACCCACACUAAAGAAUUCCGAAAAGUAGCCAGAGUACAGCCCGAGUUCUUACAAACCUAAGCUUACUUUACCCCAAAGAGGAAUUCAACUGUUGCUAAAAGUACAUGUGUGAAAAAACCA